Molecule: messenger RNA, 1673 nt
Organism: Trametes versicolor FP-101664 SS1
Lineage: Eukaryota; Fungi; Basidiomycota; Agaricomycetes; Polyporales; Polyporaceae
Product: cytochrome P450
Exons: 10
Coding region: 1-1551 (516 amino acids)
Molecular function (GO): heme binding; monooxygenase activity; oxidoreductase activity, acting on paired donors, with incorporation or reduction of molecular oxygen
Source: RefSeq, a predicted model, not a curated record
AUGUUCGACAUCCAGCACCCCCUUGUCUGCGUAGCAGCAGCAGCUGUCUCUCUCCUUCUCCUGCGAGCGUACGUAAAGUCCAAGCAGUAUCCUCGUUAUCUUCCCCUUCCCCCUGGCCCUAAGCCCAGGCCCAUCCUCGGAAACGCCCUGGACAUUCCGCUAUCCAAACAAUGGCUCACAUUCCAGAGGUGGGCAGCGGAAUACGGAGACAUCUUCCACAUCAGUCUUCUGGGCCAGCCAGUCAUUGUCUUGAGUAGCAUCGAGACGGCCAAGGAUCUCCUUGACAAGCGUUCUGCCAAGUAUUCGGACCGCUUCAACUCAACGGUUGCUAGCAUGAUCGGCUGGGACUGGAAUGUCGCGCUGAUGGGCUAUGGGCCUCAGUGGCGUCAAAUCCGACGCGCUCUUCAUGAGCACUUCCACCAAGGCACUGUCAAGGACUAUGAAUCGAGUCAGCUCUCGGGUGCCCGCAACCUCCUCACACGGCUCUUGGCCAACCCAGAUAAUUUUGUGCCUGACUUGCGCUACGACCUCGGAGCCACCAUUCUUGAGAUUGCGUACGGCAUCCAGGCGAAGGAGAGCCAUGAUGAGUACAUCGCUGUCGGCGAAAGGGCGGUAGAAGGCCCUGCAGAGGCACUCGUGCUGGGAGCGCUGUGGGUAGAGUUCCUACCGUUCCUCCGCUAUGUGCCUCCCUGGGUCCCGGGCGCUUCCUACCAGAAGAAGGCUGCGCAGUGGUUCAAAGAAGCCAUGGCGCUCAAGCACGAGCCGUUCAAGAAGGUUAUCGCAAACUUUCGCGACGGGGCGGGUACGCGGUCUCUUGCCAGCGAUGUCAUGCACCGCGACUAUCAGGUGGGUGACGGGAUGUCUGCUGGCACCGAAGAGUUGGCGAAGAACGUGGCGGCGGUCACCUACGGCGCCGGCGCCGAUACCAGUUUCUCCACCUUGCAGACAUUCUUCCUUGCGAUGGCGCUAUAUCCCGAGGCCCAGCGAAAGGCCCAGGCUGAGCUCGACGCGGUCAUCGGACCCGACCGUCUGCCCGAGUUUGCGGACCAGAAUUCGCUGCCGUACAUUCACGCGAUUGUGAAAGAGUGCCUGCGGUGGCAGAAUGUCUUUACGCUCGGUCUCCCUCACCGGCUCAUGGAGGACGAUGAGUACAAGGGAUACUAUAUUCCCAAAGGCUCUAUUGUGCUCGGCAACGUAUGGGCGAUAUCCCAUGACCCUCAGACCUAUGCGGAACCGGACAUUUUUAAUCCUGACCGCUAUUUCAAAGACGGCGCAUGGGACUCGAGCGUGCUCGACCCGACCACCUACGCGUUCGGCUUCGGAAGAAGAGAAUGCCCAGGCCGUCACUUUGCGGUCGCCUCCAUCUACAUUUACGUAGCUUCCGUCCUGCAGGUGUUCAGCAUUGCGCCCAAACGCGAUGCUAACGGCAAACCAGUGGAAAUUAAACCCGACAUGAUCUCAGGCGUGGUAACGUACCCAGCGAGGUUCGAAUGCGAUAUCAAACCUCGGUCCACGGAGGCCAAGGAAUUGAUCCAACUGCUAUGCGUAUAAACUGAGGAACUCCGUGGGGCAGCGGUGAACAGGAUAGGGCUUCGUAAUGCCUUCUGAAUUUUGCUGGAGGACUGUACGAGCGUGUUGUAACGAUAGAGAACUGCAAGUCAUCCAUCUAGUCG